AUGUCCGCACCACCCACCACUGACAGGAAACGCAAACCCUCCACCACAAUCCCCGACAUCACCAUUACCCCCGCGUCCAAGCACCCCAAACUCACUCCCCCCACCACAACCACCACCCCAACCACCACCGCAAUGUCCGCCCCAACCCCCAUGGUCCUCGCCGCCCAACGCCGCGCCCAGCUCCAGCAGCUCCUCAACGCCCAGGUCAACAUGACCGAGGAGACAAAGCAGAAAUACAUGACGGGCCUCGACAACCUGCGCAUGGUCGUCGAAGCCAAGAACGGUACCGUCGAAGCCCAGGCCGCCCAAGCCCGCUACGACACCAUUGUCAACAAGCUCCGCAACGCCGUCCGCGCGCAGCAACAAGCCGCGCAGCAGCAGGCCGCCGCCCAACAGCAAGCCGCUCAGCAGCAGCAGCAGCAGCAGCAGCAACAGCAACAGCAACAGCAGCAGCAGCAAAACAACUUCCAGCCCCAACAGCAGGGCGGCAUCGCCAACGCCGCCGCCGCCGCCGGCCAAACCACGCUCGCCAACAUCAUGGGCCCCAACGCGCGCUCGACGUGGAUCCCCCCGCCUGGUGUCAAACCCACCGAGGCGGACCACUGGCGCACCGAGAUCCAGACAAAGCUCACGCAGGUGGCGCACAAGAUGAAUGCGGCGCGCAACCAGAUCCAGCUGUUCACGCAACAGUCGCAGCAGCCCGGUGUGACGCCCGAGCAGCAGCGCGAGUUCCAGGUGCGCAUCGCUGAGAACACGCAGCACUUUCAGCACUUUAAGGACGUCAUCAACAAGUUUGGGCAGCAGCAGAAGAUGCUGGCCGAGCAGAAGCUGCACCAGCAGCAGCAGCAGCAGCAGGCGCAACUACAGCAGCAGCAGCAGCAGAUGUUGUUGCAGCAGCAGCGGGCGGCGGCGGCGGGACAGCAGCAGGGACAGGGUCAGGGACAGGUUCAGGGACAGCAAGGGCAGCAGGGCCAGAUGGCCAUGCAGAAACCCGUUCAGCAAGGCGUGGUCCCGGAGGCGCAUACCGUGAAUCAGCAACAGCAACAGCAGCAGGCGGCGGCGAUGGCGCAACAACAGCAGCAGCAGCAGCAGGCAAACAUUGCAAACAACAUCCAGCAGAACCCGCAGAACCAUCAUCCCCAGCAGCAGCAGCAGCAGAACCCCGGUGGUGCAGUGGCAGCAGCCAAUUCCCAGCAGCAGCAGCACAUUGUGCCUCCCGCCGCAAGAGCCGACUCUCCCCCAGGCCCGGCCGGUGCCAAUCGAGCCACCAUGUCCCCCGCAGCCCAGCAGCAGCCACCUCUCCAGCAGCAGCAACAAGCAGCAGCAGCAGCAGCAGCAGCAGCCGGCCAACACCUUCCCCAACAGGCACAAGCCCAAACCGUUGUCCGCCCCCCAAUCCCACAGCCCGCCACUGCGCAACAACAACAGCAGCAACAGCAACCGCCCCCCUCGCAACAGCAACGCGCAUCCGUCCCCCCAGCCCAAUCCAGCACACAACCCAACUCCCCCGCGCCCCGCGCCGGCUCCGUCCAACCCGCCCGCCCCCCCACCGCCGCCGGCACCCCCGUCUCUGCAACCUCCCAACAGCAACAACAACCACAACAACCACAACAACCACAACAACAACAACCAUCGCAGCAGCAACAACAACAGCAGCAACAGCGUCUCCAGCCCGCAUCCUCCGCAUCGACUGCCUCCCCCACAGUAGCAGCGCCACACCCAUCCCUCACCCCGCGCAGCGACGCCGCCCUCCCCACGCGCGCCGGAACCGGACAGGGCCCCCACCCGAACAUUCCAAAGAGCCUUGCUGUCGUGCCGCCGCAGCCUGUUGUCAUGCCGCCUGCUCGACCCACGCUCUCGGGCGGGAUGAACUCGUCCGGGAAUCAGAUGAUGAGUACGCCUGCGCUCAUUAAGCAGCCGGCUUUCGAGUUUGAUGAGGGCGGAAUGGGCCUGCUGAGCAAGAGGAAGCUGGAGGAGUUGGUCAAGCAGAUUGAUCCUGAGGAGAAGCUGGAUCCGGAUGUGGAGGAGUCCAUCCUCGAGCUCGUCGACGAGUUCAUCGACAACAUCGCCACGACGGCCUGCAAGAUGGCCAAGCUGCGCGGCUCCGACAUGCUCGACAUCAAGGACAUCCAGAUCAUCCUCGAGCGCAACUGGAACAUCCGCAUCCCCGGCUACGCCGCCGACGACAUCCGCACCGUCCGCAAGUUCAACCCGGCCCCCGGAUACCACCAGAAGAUAGCCGCGCUGGCUGCGCAGAAGUCGCUCAAUCAGACGGCGGGGAAGGGGGGUGAUUAG
Messenger RNA from Morchella importuna, 2295 nucleotides. RefSeq lists its product as uncharacterized. The transcript has 2 exons. Gene Ontology annotation, molecular function: TBP-class protein binding; protein heterodimerization activity; DNA binding. Gene Ontology annotation, biological process: DNA-templated transcription initiation; RNA polymerase II preinitiation complex assembly. Lineage: Eukaryota; Fungi; Ascomycota; Pezizomycetes; Pezizales; Morchellaceae. Bases 1 to 2295 code for a protein of 764 amino acids. Gene Ontology annotation, cellular component: SLIK (SAGA-like) complex; SAGA complex; transcription factor TFIID complex. The record is from RefSeq and is a predicted model, not a curated record.